Trichobilharzia szidati is the source of this 749-nucleotide messenger RNA. NCBI's taxonomy places the organism in Eukaryota, Metazoa, Platyhelminthes, Trematoda, Strigeidida, Schistosomatidae. The record is from the annotation of a GenBank genome assembly.
UUGAGUCUCGGAAAUAACUAGAAGCUAUUUCGAAAGGUACCGUUACUUUAAGUUCAACUAUGGCUUCUCGAACAGGCAUGAAAGUUGCUCGCAAAGCCAAAACUACUGCAGAGGCUAUAGUUCACUCACCAUUUCUCAAAAUAAUCAUACCAGCACAACAAGCUCGACCUGCUCCACCUUUAGGACCACAGUUAGGUCGACGGAACGUAAAUAUUGCCAAUUUUUGCAAAGAUUUCAAUGAGAGAACUAAAGAUAUUAUGGAAGGAGUCCCAUUGCCUUGUUUUAUCUCUGUCAAGCCCGAUCGAUCAUACGAUUUAGUGAUAAGUCACCCAUCAUCUAUGCAUUUGUUGAGAAUGGCUGCAGCUGCUAAAAAGGGUGCUUCUUUGCCAGGCAGUGAACUAUGUGGACGUAUAACUUUAAAACAUAUUUAUCAUAUUGCUGAGCUCAAACAACAAGAUCCUAAUUUAUUAACAAAAAGUUUGGAAGAUAUUUGCAAAAUGUUGCUUGGUACAGCUCAUCGUUUGGGUAUUGAGGUAUUGUCACCCGAAGAUAUUAAUUCUGGUCGAGUUGAUUAUACGCCUAGUGGAUAUGCUAAAUUCCUCCAAAAUCGGGAAGAUUAUCUAAAACAGAAGAAAUUAGAAGCUGAAACUUCAAAACAGAAUAAAGUGAUGAGAUCGUGAAUGAUUUAGUUGUGUAUAGCAAGUAGAAACUGCAGUUUUGUAUAAUAAAGUCACAUACUUUUUAUUUCU